AUGAAGACAGCGCAUGUGAAAGGUGUCAAGUUGAUUUAUGUGCUUGUGUCUGUUCACAUCUAUCCAUCUAUCUAUCUAUCUCAGUCUGUUCACAUCUAUCCAUCUAUCUAUCUAUCUCAGUCUGUUCACAUCUAUCCAUCUAUCUAUCUAUCUCAGUCUGUUCACAUCUAUCCAUCUAUCUAUCUAUCUCAGUCUGUUCACAUCUAUCCAUCUAUCUAUCUAUCUCAGUCUGUUCACAUCUAUCCAUCUAUCUAUCUAUCUCAGUCUGUUCACAUCUAUCCAUCUAUCUCAGUCUGUUCACAUCUAUCCAUCUAUCUCAGUCUGUUCACAUCUAUCCAUCUAUCUCAGUCUGUUCACAUCUAUCCAUCUAUCUCAGUCUGUUCACAUCUAUCCAUCUAUCUAUCUCAGUCUGUUCACAUCUAUCCAUCCAUCUAUCUCAGUCUGUUCAUCAUCCAUCUCCAUCUAUCUCAGUCUGUUCAUCUAUCCAUCUAUCUCAGUCUGUUCAGUCUAUUCCAUCUAUCCAUCUAUCUAUCUCCAUCAGUCUGUUCACAUCUAUCCAUCUAUCUAUCUAUCUCAGUCUGUUCACAUCUAUCCAUCUAUCUAUCUAUCUCAGUCUGUUCACAUCUAUCCAUCUAUCUAUCUAUCUCAGUCUGUUCACAUCUAUCCAUCUAUCUAUCUAUCUCAGUCUGUUCACAUCUAUCCAUCUAUCUAUCUAUCUCAGUCUGUUCAUCUAUCUAUCCAUCUAUCUAUCUAUCUCAUCUAUUCAUCUAUCCAUCUAUUCUCUGUUCAUCUAUCUAUCUCUAUUCAUCUAUCCAUCUAUCUCAGUCUGUUCAUCUAUCCAUCUAUCUAUCUAUCUCCAUCUAUCUCAGUCUGUUCACAUCCAUCUAUCUAUCUCUAUCCAUCUAUCUAUCUCUGUUCAUCUAUCUAUCCAUCUAUCUAUCUAUCUCAGUCUGUUCACAUCUAUCCAUCUAUCUAUCUAUCUCAGUCUGUUCAUCUAUCUAUCUAUCAUCUCUAUCCAUCUAUCUAUCUAUCUCAGUCUGUUCAAUCCAUCUAUCCAUCUAUCUAUCUCAUCUCAGUCUGUCUGUCAUAUCUAUCUAUCCAUCUAUCUCAGUCUGUUCAUCAUCCAUCCAUCUCAGUCUGUUCAUCUAUCCAUCUAUCAUUCUAUCUCAUCUAUUCCAUCUAUCCCAUCUAUCUCAGUCUGUUCACAUCUAUCCAUCCAUCUAUCUCAGUCUGUUCACAUCUAUCCAUCCAUCUAUCUCAGUCUGUUCACAUCUAUCCAUCUAUCUGUCACAUCUAUCCAUCAUCUGUUCAUCUAUCCAUCUCAUCUGUUCACAUCUAUCCAUCCAUCUCUCAGUCUGUUCAUCCAUCCAUCCAUCCAUCUAUCUCAUCCUCCAUCAUCCAUCUAUCCAUCCAUCUAUCUCUAUCUCUAUCUAUCCAUCCAUCCAUCUAUCUCAUCUGUUCCAUCCAUCCAUCCAUCUAUCUCAGUCUGUUCACAUCAUCCAUCCAUCCAUCUCAUCUAUCCAUCCAUCUAUCUCAUCUGUUCAUCUAUCCAUCAUCCAUCUAUCUCAGUCUGUUCAUCAUCUAUCCAUCCAUAUCUCAUCUGUUCACAUCUAUCCAUCUAUCCAUCACAUCUAUCCAUCCAUCUGUCCAUCCAUCCAUCAUCUAUCCAUCUAUCUCAGUCUGUUCACAUCUAUCCAUCUAUCUCAGUCUGUUCAUCUAUCUAUCCAUCUAUCUCAGUCUGUUCAUCUAUCCAUCUAUCUAUCUGUUCCAUCCAUCUAUCAUCUCAUCUGUUCAUCAUCUAUCCAUCUAUCUCAGUCUGUUCAUAUCUAUCUAUCCAUCUAUCUCAGUCUGUUCAUCAUCUAUCCAUCUAUCUCAGUCUGUUCAUCAUCUCUAUCCAUCUAUCUCAGUCUGUUCACAUCUAUCCAUCUAUCUCAGUCUGUUCACAUCUAUCCAUCUAUCUAUCCAUCUCAUCUGUUCACAUCUAUCCAUCUAUCUAUCCAUCUCAGUCUGUUCACAUCUAUCCAUCUAUCUAUCCAUCUCAGUCUGUUCACAUCUAUCCAUCUAUCUAUCUCAGUCUGUUCACAUCUAUCCAUCUAUCCAUCUCAGUCUGUUCACAUCUAUCCAUCUAUCUCAGUCUGUUCACAUCUAUCCAUCUAUCUCAGUCUGUUCACAUCUAUCCAUCUAUCUCAGUCUGUUCACAUCUAUCCAUCUAUCUCAGUCUGUUCACAUCUAUCCAUCCAUCUGUCUCAGUCUGUUCACAUAUAUCUAUCUGUCUCAGUCUGUUCACAUCUAUCUAUCUAUCUAUCUAUCUAUCUCACUAACUCUCACUGCUUUAAUAUCUCAGUCUCUCUCUCUUUAAUGAUCUCUCCCUUUUAUUGUAUUUUAGCCUCUAUCUCUUUGUUUUUAUGCCCUUCUAUUUAUUCUUUCCGAAGUGAACUUUAUUCUAAACGCUUCGGCUUACAGUCUCUCUUUAGUGGUCCCUAUCACUCUCUCUAA
This is a messenger RNA of Acanthosepion pharaonis, 2496 nucleotides long. Lineage: Eukaryota; Metazoa; Mollusca; Cephalopoda; Sepiida; Sepiidae. The record is from the annotation of a GenBank genome assembly.